CCCGUGUUGCCGGAGUGCUGCGCCUGCGACGAGGCCAAGUACGAGCUCGCCUUCGAGGGCCUCUGGUCCCGUUACACCCAUCCCAAGGAUUUUCCCCGGAAGCCGUACAGCGCGCGUUUUUCCGACGUCAUCGGGGCCUCGCACACCUCCGAGUACCGGUUCUGGGAGUACGGUGGCACCGCCAGCGAGGGUCUCAAACAGGUCGCCGAGACCGGCGUCACCCGCGUCCUCGAGUCCGAGCUCAAGAACCAGAGCCAACACAUAAGGACCAUAAUAAAGGCACGGGGCAUCAACUUUCCCAACAUAACGAGCAGGACCUUCGCGAUGUUCCGGGUCGACCAGCAGCACCACCUCGUGUCCCUCGUCUCCAUGAUAGAUCCUUCGCCCGACUGGUUCAUCGGGGUGUCCGGGCUCGAGCUCUGCCUGACCAAUUGCUCCUGGAUCGAGAACAAGGAGCUCAACCUCUACCCGGUCGACGCGGGCACGGACGACGGGGUCACCUACGAGGCGGAAGACGCAAAGACCGAUCCGCAGGACGUGAUCAGGCGGAUAACGACGACUUGGCCGGUGGACGCGCGCUCGCCCUUCUACGACGAGACGGCCAUCGACAUGAACCCCUUGGCUAAGCUGUACCUUAAGCGCCAGCGCGUCUACGAGAAGGAGUGCGAUCGUACCGCGGUAACCGCAACCAGCGGCGAAGGUGAAACAGAACGACCCAUUAAGCGUAGCAAGUAUUUCUUUUUGGUUACUUUACUUUUUUCGUUGCCUCGCAUUUCCAUGCCAUAUACUAUACAUCAUAUUUUACUUCCACCCCACCCCUCCCCCCCGCAUUUAAAUUCAUUUUGGAUUCAUCCGUAG
Messenger RNA from Copidosoma floridanum, 858 nucleotides. RefSeq names its product spondin-1-like. Lineage: Eukaryota; Metazoa; Arthropoda; Insecta; Hymenoptera; Encyrtidae. The record is from RefSeq and is a predicted model, not a curated record. Gene Ontology annotation, molecular function: serine-type endopeptidase inhibitor activity.